CUGAAUGGAACAUCCUGGAAUGGUUUGGCACUAGGAAAAGCCGAAUGGCUCUCAACCAUUGCUCUCCUCUGACAACAUCACAGGGGGUAACAGUAUUGCACACAGUGACGAAGUUCAGAAGUCGGAUUGUAUGUUACUACGAAUGCCGUUCGAGACUUUUGACGUUUCCCUUCAGGCCCAAACAUACGUUUUCGGGUAAUAUAUUUUAGUUUGAAAUAAGAUAAAAAACUUUGGAUAACUCUCAAGCAACUUUUACUUUUGGAAUGCUUCCUAAGUCUACAUAUAAAGGAGAUCAUAGAGUCAGGGCAAUCUCUGUGCAUUCACACUUGAAGACAUGUUGCGGGCCCAGGCGGAUUUAAAAACACUGCUACCGAUUAUCCUACUGUUAGACUGCCUCUGGGCUUUGGACCUCAAGACCACGAGAUGGCCACUCUUCCCUCAAAAGCCAGUGCUUCUGGCCUGGAACGCACCCACAGAGGACUGUGCCCCACGCCACGGCGUCCAUUUUCAGUUGGGUCAGUUCCAGAUUGUUGCCUCACCUAAUGAGGCUUUUGUCAAACAGAACCUAACCAUCUUCUAUAAAGACCGCCUGGGCUUGUAUCCAUACUACCAGGAAGAUGGUACUGCAGUGAAUGGUGGGCUGCCCCAGGUAGCCAGUCUCAAAGAGCACCUGGAUAAGAUGCCAGAAGGUGUGCAGAAGUACAUUCGCGAGAAACAAGCAAUGGGCCUAGCUGUCAUUGACUGGGAAGAGUGGCGCCCACUCUGGAUACGGAACUGGGAAAACAAAGAUGUGUACCGCAGUCGCUCCCGCCAGCUUUUGGUCCAAAAGAACCCCGCCUCGCCCACAGAAGAGGUGGGGCGGGCGGCUCUGAAGGAGUUUGAGAUGUCCGCCCACAGUUUCAUGCUGGAGACCCUGAAGCUGGCCAAAUCCCUGAGGCCCAACCAGCUGUGGGGCUUUUACCUGUUCCCUGACUGCUACAACCACGACUACAGGCGCACUUUGGAGAACUACACCGGCCGCUGCCCAGACGUGGAGGAGGUUCGCAACGACAGGCUGAAUUGGCUGUGGACGGAGAGCACGGCCCUCUUCCCCUCCAUCUAUAUGAGCUCCGUGCUCAAGUCCUCCGCCUCCGGGAGGCAGUUUGUCCGGAACCGCGUGAAAGAGGGCAUGCGUCUGGCGUCAUCUGGAGAUGGCCUGGCGCGGCCUGUUUUUGUUUACGCACGGCCCACCUACUCCAACUCUUUGGAGCUGUUGACGGAGACAGAUCUGGUGUCCACUAUCGGGGAGAGUGUGGCGUUGGGAGCGGCCGGUGUCAUCCUGUGGGGAGAGGCAACGUACGCAAGCAGUAAAGUCAGCUGCUCCAGCCUGAAUGAUUAUUUGCGCGGUCAGUUGGGGGAAUAUUUGCUCAACGUCUCCACGGCAGCAGAGUUAUGCAGCCAGGCCCUGUGUGCCUCUCGGGGCCGUUGCCAGCGCCGAGUGCCGGACGCCGACGUCUACCUGCACCUCGACCCGCUCUCUCACUCCAUCGCCGCUCAGGGCAGGAAGCUGGCCGUCACCGGUGAGCUCGGCGACGCAGAGAGGAGCGCGUUCCAGGAGAAUUUCCAGUGCCGCUGUUACAAAGGUUACCACGGUGAUGGGUGUAAUCAACAGAAGGGGGCGGCCCGGGCAACCGUGGCGUCGGCGGUGGUGCUGGUGACCCCCCUGCUUCUCGCCACUCUCCUUCUCGGCUAACCGUGCAUUGCAGUAUUUUUAGCGUAUGCCAAAUUGUAGACGUACACGAUGAAGGGCUUGUGUUUGCUCUACAUUGAAGUGGGGGAUGGGGAUGCAGGGAGGGACAUGGGAGGGAAAUUGUCGACAUGAGAGUCGAAGCUGUCUGUACUUUUUAAAUAUACUUCAUGAGAUCGAGAGCUUGCUGGAAAGGAUUUGUGUUUACAUUUUGCUCUCCCUUGCCACUUGCAUCAUAAGUGGAUUAUAAUCAUGGGCUCCCGUUCCCUUGAUUUUUCCCAGGGGAAAUGUAAUGUGAUUGGAGUAACUGAUAGGCUAAUGUGAUUCUGAUAUGAACAUAUAUUUGUAUUGUGCAUCUGAUCAAUAGGUAGAUGUAAGAGUGUUGCACUUAGCUCUGGUAUCGGCACAAGAUGGCUCUAGUGGGCCUUAUCCAAAGACUUUUCACUGGCAUCAAAACUGUGUAUGGAAGCCUAUGCAUUAAUAUUUAUUUGAAUGUAUUUUCAGUAUCUCAUUAAUUGUCCUUAAUAUUUUACAGAACAUGACUACUACACAAAAAAAUUCACAAAUGUCUGACUUCUAGUUCAACAGCACUUUUAUUGUAAAUGCAGAGCCAGAGGCCGUUCAUGUUUUACUUUCCUUUACCAGCGAAGAUCAAAUGUAGAAUACCCUGAGAUGAUCAUUACAAUUGCAUUAGGGCUUCUCCCUCCCAAGUAUUUUCUUUUAAUACAUGUUUUGAUAAGGAAAAUAAAUAUUUCGUUUUUA
Messenger RNA from Gadus macrocephalus (Pacific cod), 2488 nucleotides. RefSeq names its product hyaluronidase 2a (gene hyal2a). Gene Ontology annotation, biological process: hyaluronan catabolic process; carbohydrate metabolic process. Bases 335 to 1732 code for a protein of 465 amino acids. Lineage: Eukaryota; Metazoa; Chordata; Actinopteri; Gadiformes; Gadidae. The record is from RefSeq and is a predicted model, not a curated record. Gene Ontology annotation, molecular function: hyalurononglucosaminidase activity; hyaluronoglucuronidase activity. The transcript is spliced from 4 exons.